Glossina fuscipes is the source of this 818-nucleotide messenger RNA. RefSeq lists its product as uncharacterized. The record is from RefSeq and is a predicted model, not a curated record. Bases 64 to 699 code for a protein of 211 amino acids. The transcript has 2 exons. Lineage: Eukaryota; Metazoa; Arthropoda; Insecta; Diptera; Glossinidae.
AAAACACUCAGUUGUGCUUCAGUACUUUAAACGCGUAGUAGUCCAGAAAACAAAGGCAAAACAAUGAAAGUCUAUUUUAUUAAUUGUUUGAUUUUAAUCUUGACAGUUCAGAAUUAUUUGGCCAGUCCGGUCCCAGAUACGGAUAGUACCGACAAAGAGCAACUGAACGAGCACAAUAAGUUAUUCGAGUUAACCUUAGAUAAGUUCGUCGCAUUUAAUGCGGACCUCGGUGAGAUCUGUGACGAAUACAGGUCUAAGGCUUUCAAAGAAUUAGAGAAAAAUAACGAUUUAAAAGAUAAAGAGUUAAUGGACAGAGAGCACGAAAAAUAUCUUAAAUCUCUUGAAAAGCUGAAAGAAGCGAAAACCACCGAAGACAAACUUAUGGAAGUAGCUAAGUUGCAAAGAGAAAUUAUUUACUCUGCCAAACAUGUAGAGGAUCCAAAUGCUGAUGAAGAGACUAAAAGACUCAUUGAAAAAUAUCACGUCACAGAUUUCUUGGAAAAACUUUACGCGUUUUAUUUUGAGUUUUAUAAGGGAUUCGAAGAGGCCUAUGAGGAGUAUAUCAGCGAACUGAAUGAAACUCAAAAGGAAGAGCAGAAAGAAUUACUUAAGUGGCAUGAAGACUUUCACGAAGAAAAGAAAUGUGUAGAAAAGACCGAAAAAUUUUUGCAAUUCUUCAGCAUUUUUUACGAUGAAUAAUCGUUUGACCUUCAUUAUAUUAAUGAAUGGAAAAUUUUUCUUCCAAACUUAUGCAAAGGUUUCGUCGUUAUCAUUUAAAUCAAAAUAAACUUACACCUAAUUGCAAAUACUAAACCAUA